Pocillopora verrucosa is the source of this 3788-nucleotide messenger RNA. RefSeq names its product putative leucine-rich repeat-containing protein DDB_G0281931. The record is from RefSeq and is a predicted model, not a curated record. Gene Ontology annotation, molecular function: protein binding. Lineage: Eukaryota; Metazoa; Cnidaria; Anthozoa; Scleractinia; Pocilloporidae.
AAUUAUGGCCCAAACGCUUUCAUCAAAAUACUCCUUUCUAGCCGUAUUGUUAAGGAUUGUGGCGCUCCUUGCUUGCUUCGAACAUUGCCGAUCUCUUACGUUCGGAGAAAAGCUAUCAAAGUAUGGAUCAAGGUCACUCUACUACAGAACAAGACGGAACAAACGAGACAUCGGAGUUUUGAAAACAGAGAAACUGACUCCUCUGAAUUACGAUGAUACCUUUGCCUAUGGAUGCUUGCACGAUAUCCCGAUUCCAAAUAGUACUUUGGAAACAACCUUCACGCCCCAACAAGAAAGAGCUGUACUCAUGGAAAUAUUCGACCAAACAGAUGGUCACAAUUGGAGAAAAAGUACUCACUGGGGGAACAACUCUGUACCACACUGCUUUUGGUAUGGAAUCACAUGUGAUCAAACCAAUAGCUACAUUAUCAGUAUCACUUUGACCACAAACAAUUUGGUUGGGGCUCUUCCAAGAAGUUUGUGGAAACUUCGUAAUUUGCAGGGUUUGUGUGUAGGUAACAACAACAAGCUCUUUGGCAACCUUUUUGAAAUUUUGUCUACCAACAUGACCACCUUGCUUCGUCUUGAUCUUGCUUUUAAUAAGUUGUCUGGUGAGAUUCCCGCUGAAAUCUUACCAAAGAUGGAAUCUUUGGUAAAAGUUCAACUCUGCUGCCAAUUGGGAAAGGGUCUCUCAAGUACAAUUCCAAGGGACAUUGGGAACUUGAGUGAGCUGCAAGUUCUCAGUAUCGGAGAAAACACAUUGAAUGGCAUGAUUCCGAAGAGCAUUGCCAAAUUGAAGAAGCUUUGGUUUUUGGAUCUUGAAAGUGUGUCAUUUCUAAGUGGAGGAUUUGAAAACCUUUAUAAUCUGUCAUCUCUACGUUAUAUGCACCUGUCUCUUGCCGGGCUAAACGGGACUUUACCAGAUGAUUUUGGACUUUACUUUCCUGCUAUGAUUGAGUGUCUUUUGCCUGGCAAUCAUUUCAGUGGAAGCAUUCCUUCAACAAUGGGUAACAUGACAAACUUAUGGCAUUUAAACUUGGCGAACAACGCUUUUUCUGGAAAAUUACCAAAAAGCAUAGGCUCAAUACCCAUGCUUCAAGUUGCUGAUUUCAGUGGAAAUCAGUUAUCGGGGCUACAAGAAGGAAUUGUUUUCAAGUCAAAAUCCUUAGAAGUACUUAAUUUGGCUGGUAAUGAACAGCUCACAAUGACGUUUAAUGCCCUAUUAGAAGCAAUGGAACCCAUAAAUCAAUCGUUGCGUAUUCUUAACAUCAGUGACUGCAAUUUUCUUGGAAAAAUCUCCGCGAAACUGUGGGACUUCCAAAAUUUGAUUUCUGUAGAUUUAAGUAGAAAUAGCUUGUUUGGACAGCUUCCAUCUCCCCCAUAUAAUAUGUUAUUUCUUCUUAAUCUUGACGUAUCUGCGAACAACCUUUCAGGAAAAAUUCCUCAAGAAUUUGCAAAACUCUUAGCACUGGAAGUCUUCGACAUCUCAGUGAAUCCCAAUAUGCACGAGUCCAACGAGGAAAAAGGAGCUCUACCCAACUUCGUGACGGUUGAUUUUAAAACUUUUACGCAGAGAAAUUCAGAUGAUAAUUUCAGUUGUCCCAAUGCUCGACUCAGUUACAACAAAGGACUUGUCGUGUUAGACCCAAAUUACUAUUUUUACCGUCUGUGCCUUUGUAAUAUUGGAUACUAUGGCUCAGGAAGAACCUGUUUACCUUGUAUGGAAGGGGGAGUGUGUCACGAUCAAAUGCUUCCUACGCAGUCGAUGAUCAUUAAAAAGGGAUAUUGGCCUUCAUCACUUCAUGGAAACGUGACUCACCUAGUAAGAUGUUCGCAAGCUUUGGGCACCAGUGUCCUCGUAAAAACAGCAUGUAAUCCAACUGGCUCUUGUGAGUGUGGUAUUGAUCCUGAUUGGCUUAGGGAGACAAAUGGAGCAAUUGACAGACCAUUCAUUACUUGUAACAAGUCGUGCCUUUGUCAGAAAGGUAGUCGAGAUAGGUUUUGCUCCCUUUGUGAACAUGGUUAUUACAAACAGGGAAUACUUUGCUACGCCUGUCGUAAAAGUAAAGCCAGUGUGUACAUUAUAGCCGUACUUCUGAUUCUUUCCAUCAUGCUCAUUACCCUUGGGUUUUUCUUUUACGAGAAGAAGAGAUUUCUAUCUGUUACUUUUGUCUGUUCUCAAAUCAUCAUUUUAACCGUUUUGGCGAUGCUUCAAAUCAUUCCAGCCUGGCUCCUCGAACUCAACGUUAUUGCUCUUUUCAUCGGUUUAGCUGGAAGAGGAAAGGGAGCAAGAGGAAUCAUGAAGACAAGCGUAUUUUAUUUCCAAACUUUUGAUGCCUUAUUGUCCAACACGGACGUUUGGCCGGUUGAGGUUUUGGAGACGCAGAGAUACAUUGGAAAUGUUUUCAACUUUCGUUUCUCUGGCCUGGCUUGUGAGUUUCCGAGGUUGUUUACACCACUCGGCGAGCUCGCAUCUCUUUUAAUUCUUCCUCUUAUCUGCAUCUUGCUUGUCUGGUUCUACUUCACCCUUGGUUACCUCGUCUUUAAAAUUUUUAAAUAUUCCAAUUUAGAAGAAAGACGACUUCGACUUCGGAAUACCUGUUUACAACUCUCGGUCAUGACUCUUAACUUUACGUACUUUCCCAUUGUGAAAAAGACAGCGUCUACCCUUGCGCAUUGUGGUGAGGAUAAUGGCCAGCGUUACUUGAGGGAGGCCCCAUGGAUGGAAUGUGAAGGUUAUGACUACACCAUCUUACAGGUGUUAGGCUGGCUUGCCCUGCCUCUUUAUGUGAUCGGUGUGCCUUUUGGAUUGUUCCUUCCUCUCCUGCACUUCAAUAAGGUGGCCAGAAGACAUGAAAUGCCCCAGCAAGACCAAGAAUCUUUGGACAGCUGGCUCGGUUCUAUCUACUUGCCAUACAAGGAAGAAUUUCGUUCUUAUUUUGAGAUCAUCUUUCUUCUGAGGCGGAUGCUGAUCGCUUUCGCGUUGUCUCUCAUCAAUCGUGCAUCGUCCUUUCAGACGAUAGCUGUUUGCUUUGUUUUGCUGGUUGCUUUGUGCUUGCAGUUGUCCUUCAGGCCGUUAAACGACUCUUACCAAAAGUUCCCAUUGGAAAACACAGCAGAGACCUUGGUUCUUUUGACUCUUCAUUUCUCUUUCAUGAACGUAAGGUACGCAGCUCUGAACCCUGACUCAUCCUUACCCAUCAUUUGGAUGAUUGUGUCGGUGAACGUGGUUCUACUUUGCGGAAUGGUUGUUUCGAUAAUUUUGUUAUUGAAAAAGGCGGGAAAUGCAGAUGAAAUGGUUCAUGAAGCAAGAGGACACGAAGAACACGCACCAGUCCUAGGGGACGGCGCUGGAGAACAAUACGGAACUUUUGAGGAGUAAUUGCAUUAGACUAUGCGUGAACUCAAGUCUUAUUCAGAUACUUGGUAACUGUUCCUUUCGAAAGUAACGCUAUCUGUGAAAUUUUCUUUUAAAUGUUAAGAAACAAUUUAGCAUGAAGGACAAUACAUGGCCGCGUGCGCGGAUACGAAUUUUCCCUUGGAGGGUUUUAAGAAAUUAUCAACCAAUAAGGAAAACGAACAAAAGAGAGACGCCAUCAACACACAAAAAUAAUUUGAUGUUCUGUUUGUUGGAAAGCUUUUAAUGAAACCAACAAAUAGAAGAUAGCUCAGAAAAAUAAAAACAGUGGGAGUAUUACAUCUCGUUCUCACCGCAGAAAAUGCUUUUUUAAUUACUGGUACAACUUUAAGGCAAGUUCUCCCUACAAAAACAUUUACCGUUUGUCAUA